GUGCAGUGAUGAGGGGCUUCUUGGGGCUGACCGUCCGUGCUGUGAGGCAGUACAGCGGAAGACCACCCGCGCCGCUGGGAGCAAGAAUCCUCUCCAACCCCGAACACGUCUUCCAGCAUAACACGUGGGAUCACGUGCAGUGGACAGAGGAGGAGACGGAGAAAGCCCGGCAAAGAGCAGAGGAGAACUCUAAAGAGAAGAUUCCUAUAGAAGAGCAAUCCAAAUAUGACACAGAAGCUCAUAAGUACUGGGAACGAUUUUAUGAGAUGCACCAGCAGAAGUUCUUCAAAAACCGAAACUGGCUCUUUAAUGAAUUCCCGGAGCUCCUCCCUCCAGACGCCGCAGGGAUGUGCAGCCCGGAGCAUGUGGAGGCAUUCCCUGGACAACACGCUGCUUUCAGGAUACUGGAGGUGGGCUGUGGUGCAGGUAACAGUGUGUUUCCCAUCAUCAGCUCCAUCAGGGGCAGUAAGGCGUUUCUGUACUGCUGUGACUUCUCAUCCCGAGCUAUUGAGCUCAUCCAGGAGCACCCAGACUAUGACCCUGCGGUGUGUCACGCAUUUGUGCAGGACAUUUGUGACACAACCUCCCCGUUUCCCUUCCCUGAGAGUCUGGACAUUAUUCUGGUGGUCUUUGUGCUCUCUGCCAUCCACCCAGCACGAGCUCGAGACGUUGUGAAGGCUUUGGCUGGAUUCCUGAAGCCGGGGGGAAUCAUGCUGUUCAAAGACUACGGCAGAUACGAUCUGUCACAACUAAGAUUUAAAAAAGGUCAGUGUUUGUCUGAAAACUUCUAUACGCGCCAGGACGGAACCUGCGUGUAUUUCUUCACAAAAGAUGAGGUCCACCAUUUGUUUUCUAAUGCCGGUUUGGAGGAGCUUCAGAAUCUGGAAGACAGAAGACUGCAGGUAAACAGAGUAAAGAAGCUGGUAAUGCACAGAGUGUGGAUACAGAGCAAAUACAGGAAGCCUCGUCUGACUUCAGCGGCAGACUCGGAUCUGGAAGAACUGGGCUAAGGGCCUUGAACACAAAGUCCUGUCGGGAUUAGAAGGACAGUUCCUUUGUGACAAACUUCAGUUAUAGCAAAUGAUGGAGAUAACGUAGCGAAAACAUCAAGAAAGCUAUUUUUAGGUUUGUUUUUUUUUUUAACUUUUAACUUAAUGUUCCACUAUUUGCCGUUGUUAGGUUGCAAUAAAUUACAAUGAAUGCAUUUUGUUGUAGUACGUUAUUAAUUAAUGAAGUGAAUUAAAAUCACUGGGGUCUUGAAAGUCAGAAAGAAAGAGAGUUACUUGAAUUAAAUUCAUGAUAAUUAAUCACUAAAAUGAUGUUAUUCUCAUGACAAUGCCAGUUCGCUCCUUGAAGCUUCCCAAAAGAUUUGAUUUUAUUUGUUAUUCAAACACGUAUUUGCUCUGGCUUUUAUUGAAUGGUUUGUAAUACGGUAUAUUUAUGUUUUUAUUUGUAAUGUUUUACAUGUUUGCAUAAUUUUAUAUUUUCAAAUAAAUUCAUUUGUUAAAUAUUU
This is a messenger RNA of Puntigrus tetrazona (Sumatra barb), 1513 nucleotides long. RefSeq names its product methyltransferase 8, methylcytidine (gene mettl8). The record is from RefSeq and is a predicted model, not a curated record. Gene Ontology annotation, molecular function: tRNA (cytidine-N3)-methyltransferase activity. NCBI's taxonomy places the organism in Eukaryota, Metazoa, Chordata, Actinopteri, Cypriniformes, Cyprinidae.